AAGCGUAGUAAAAGGUCUACAUUAGUGAGUUUUAGAUGCAGCUCCAACUGCCGAGUCGUAACGCGUCAGUCCUCGCGAAUGACAGCAGCAGCGGCUCGCUGCAACAUGACAGCCGUGGAUGGUCUCCCCGACCGCUGCACGUAUCACUCCUGCAGGGAGCAGCAAGUUUGCCUAAAAAUGAUGACAACGUGAAGACGAAAUUGUGGUGUAAACGCCAUGGUGCACCAACUCACGUGAAAUCAGAAGGUGCUCCUGCCAGAGGGUUAAGAGAUUAUUUUAAAGAUGUAGCAGGUUCACUGGGAUUUGACCGUACAGUUGAAUUCAAAUGUACCAGCAAUAUCAGUUGCUUCCUCUUCCUGUCUUCAUCUGUGAUCUGAUCAACACCUGGUGGAGUGUAAGUUCAAUCAAUGCCAUCUGCAACCUCAAGUUCUUCAUCUUCAUUCAGUAUGGCCAUAAGUUCUGCAGUAGAUAGGCCUUUUGUGUAA
Schistocerca cancellata (South American locust) is the source of this 485-nucleotide messenger RNA. RefSeq lists its product as uncharacterized. Bases 36 to 377 code for a protein of 113 amino acids. NCBI's taxonomy places the organism in Eukaryota, Metazoa, Arthropoda, Insecta, Orthoptera, Acrididae. The record is from RefSeq and is a predicted model, not a curated record. The transcript has 4 exons.